This is a messenger RNA of Phycodurus eques (leafy seadragon), 1326 nucleotides long. RefSeq names its product protein C (inactivator of coagulation factors Va and VIIIa), a (gene proca). Gene Ontology annotation, biological process: proteolysis; blood coagulation. The transcript is spliced from 8 exons. Gene Ontology annotation, molecular function: serine-type endopeptidase activity; calcium ion binding. The record is from RefSeq and is a predicted model, not a curated record. Gene Ontology annotation, cellular component: extracellular region. The coding region runs from base 1 to 1326 and encodes 441 amino acids. Lineage: Eukaryota; Metazoa; Chordata; Actinopteri; Syngnathiformes; Syngnathidae.
AUGCGCCGCCGCCGCCCGGCCGUCUGCGCGUGCCUGACGCUCGCCAUGUGGGCGGCGUCCGCCCUCAGCCUAUCAGUGUUCUCGCGGACGCCGGACGCUCACAUGCUGCUGCGCUCGCGCCGCGCCAACUCCUUCCUGGAGGAGCUCAAGCAGCCGUCCAUGGAGCGAGAGUGCGUGGAGGAGACGUGCGAGUUCGAGGAGGCGCGCGAGAUCUUCAAGGUCCGAGAGGCCACGCUGGAGUUCUGGACGGUGUACAGAGACGGGAACCAGUGUGAAUCCAAUCAGUGUGUCCACGGGAGGUGCGUGGACAUGCUGCAGGCUUACGUGUGCAGCUGUAACCACGGAUACGAGGGGAAGUACUGCGACCACGCUCGAUCGGCGACCAACUGCAGCGUGAACAACGGCGACUGCGAGCACGAAUGCACGGAGAGCGCGGACGGCCCGAGGCGGACGUGCGGCUGCGUCGCCGGCUACAAACUGCACGACGACGCCAAGAAGUGCGUCCCCAAAGGGCCGGCGUCUUGCGGGCAGCUGCUGAUCGGUCGCUCGUCCUACACCGGGCCCGUGGACGGCCUCAUGCCCUGGAUGGUGGGCGGGGAGGUGGGCAAGAAGGGCGAGAGUCCCUGGCAGGUCCUGCUGCAGAACGCCAAAGGCCGCUUCCACUGCGGCGGCGUUCUGAUCGACAGGAGCUGGGUGCUGACGGCCGCCCACUGCCUGGAAAACAACCUGCGCUUCCGAGUCCGACUGGGCGACUACGAGCGUUUCCGCGACGAGGGCACCGAGGUGAUGCUGAAAGUCAGCAGGGCCUUCCCCCACCCCGACUACGACAGCGCCACGGUGGACAACGACAUCGCCCUCCUGCGCCUGGAGAGCCCGGCGCCCCUCUCCGAGUACAUCCUGCCGGCGUGCCUGCCGGGCCGCGGCCUGGCCGAGCGGGUCCUCCACCGCAACGGGACCCAGACGGUGGUGACGGGCUGGGGCAAGGAAAGCAUGGAAAGUCAGCGCUUCAGCUCGGCGCUCAACGCGAUCCGGGUGCCGCUGGUCAGCCGGGACGUGUGCGCCGCCCGCAUGUCGCACAACAUCUCGCGCAACGUGCUGUGCGGCGGCGUCCUGGGCCAGAGCGCGGACGCCUGCGAGGGCGACAGCGGCGGCCCCAUGGUGACGCGGCACGCCGGCGCCUGGUUCCUGGUGGGCCUGGUGUCGUGGGGCGAGGGCUGCGGGCGCCUCGACAAGCUGGGCAUCUACACCAAAGUGUCCAACUACAACGAGUGGAUCGACGCCGUGCGCCAGGACUGGGACAAGAGCGCGCACCCGCCCGAACCCUGA